UCCUGUGAAGGCGCAUUUCCUUUUGUCGCCUCAACUUUGCUCAUCUGAACCAGUGAGCGUCAGAGUCAGUUACAACCCAAAAUGGAUACUCUGCUUUAUGUUCUACUGCUAAUACUGCGUUUUUCUGACACACUGAGUUUUCUUAUUGCGCACACACCGAAAGGAUUGUGCCUGUCCCGACUAAACACAGGCGAGAUUGUCUACCUCGGCGUGUGUGACAGUACCAGCCCCGCUCAGCAAUGGAGGUGGACAGACGAGAUGAAGCUUUACCACAUAAAUUCAUCUAAGUGUCUAUGGGCAGACGCAAGCGGGGCGCACGUUGGGGCUCGCUUGGUCAGUCUCAGCGACUGUGGUAGAGCACCUGCAUGGAAAUGCUAUGAUGAAUGGGGGAUCUUUGGGUUGGUGGACAAACCCUUGUAUCUAAAGAAACAAGGCAUACGAAUUGUGAUCCAAAUGAACCCUCAGUAUUCUAACUGGACCAGCCUUGACGUCGAUCAAUCGGGAAAAAGUAUAACGACACCCCUUUGCCAAAUAAAAGGUCUCACAACAAUCUCAACAUCCACAUUCUCAAAAGCAUAUAAUUCUACUGCUUAUACUAGCACAUCUUCAGAAGGCACUGAGACAUCCUCCAAGCCAAUAUUUAUUACAAAUACAAAACACGCUGAGAGGACUCACACAGCCACACAGCAAAUUACAACAUUAAGAGUCCCUGUGACUGUUCAGAUCAGAGAGGUGACACAGUCCAGUGAUAGGGCGAGGCCUCGGACCAGGAGGAUGUUGGCAACUGAUCUCAAACCUGUGUCCGGACCAGUAACCCCGAAUGCAGCUUUAAAUAGAAGUGACAACACUGUUAUAGGAUCGGACCCUUCAUUUACUGAAGCCGGACGCACAGGGGAUGGAACGGACUUAUCUACAAGCUCCUCUACUGUGUUCCACUACGGCUUUGGGGGGGAUGAAACAGCCUCAUCCGUGGCCCUUGCCUCCCAGACUGAAUCUGACAGUGUUCCGGAGAUGUCAGCUGCAUCCAGCACCCUCACCACAGGUGUCCCAACCACACAUUCCCACAUGGAUGCCACCAAAAUGUCUCCCCUCACAUACUCCAAGUCUGAACCUGUUUCCUUCAGUCAUAGCUUAGCGACAGACUCAGUAACCACUAAGGCUCUGACAACCAUGCCACCUGAAAGCAGCCCACCAGCUGGGGGUGGAGCACAAACUGAAACUGAGUCAUUAGCGACCACCUCUACCACAGUUUCAGAGAUUACUACAGGACUCUUCACCACACCAGCUGAGUCAACCAUGACACCCAGACCCCCUCUGACCACUAGAAGAGUGCCUCUAGUAGGAACUCCAGGCACUACAGCCACAGCGAGACUGUAUACAAGCACAGCUACUCUGACCACUGCUUCAGAUCCCAGCACCAGCAGUCCACCUGCAUCCAGGGCUACUCAUUUCCCAAAUCAAGCUACUGAGAUCCCAAUGAGCACUACUGACCACAUCACAACCACGAUUCAGACAACCAUCGCAGCUACUGAGUCAUUUACAACUACUGUUAAGCCAGACCCAUCCACUGUUUUGAUAACCACAUCCACAACGAUGACCACCACCAUGGAUCACACCACCCCAGACUUAACUACACCCACUACGACUCAGGCCACAACUACUACACAAUCAACUACAACUACUGCUUCAACAACUCUGACGACCACAACAUUUCCAACAACCACAACCAUAGCCACAACACAGCCGCCCGAAACGACAGAGGCAAUCAGAUGUUGGAUAAAUAGCACCGAAGUCAGUGCCAGCACUGAUAGAAUUGAGUUAAAACUAACCACCAUCCGAGAAGGCUGCAACUUCAGCGUAUUUUAUAGCAGCGUGUCUCCUAAAACGGACUGCAAUUCGACGGGAGAUGACAAUAAACAUUUUCAGUGUCUACUUAAUGAUCUUAAUCCUGGCACCCUUUACCAACUGGAAAUAAUUUCAAAGACUGACGGAGAGCGAAAAAAUGUUUCAGCGCAAACAGGUCCAGAUCUGCCCGCACACGUGGUGGUCGAGCCUGACGGAGAUGCCACGUCCGGGCUGCGCGUGCACUGGUCCCACCCGCGCGGCAGGGUGGACUGGUAUGAGCUCAGCCUGGUGGACACAGGCUCGGCUGUCCGCCGGGCCACCAGGGUGAUGGGCACAGCGGCGCCCCAGUCCGGCUUCACUGCCCUCACCCCUGGAACUCUCUACACCCUGCGCUUGCAAGCUCUUGCUGGGGACAGACUCUCUGACCCGGUCCUCCGCAAUGCUGCCACAGCUCCUUCGGCCAUUACUGGACUGAAGCUCAUUGCGUCCUCUAGAAACUUGGGUGUGUCUUGGCAGCCUGGUCCUGGACGGACAGAAUAUUUCCGGGUACUGCUGACCGAACAAGAGAGUUUGGUCCAGAAUGUUACUCUGGCCAGCGGUGUGAACUCCCAUACCUUCAAUGGUGUGACUCCAGGAACUUUGUUCAAAGUUGCAGUCAUAGCCGAGUCCAUGGGGAUACAAAGUGAUCAAGUCUCUAAAGAAGUGCUCACAGCUCCAUCUGCCAUUAGAGUCCUGAAGCUCUCCGCGUCCUCCAGCAACAUCAGUGUGUCUUGGCAGCCUGGUCCUGGUCGAACAGAACACUUCUGGGUCCUGCUGAUCCAAAAGGAGUCUCUGGUCCAGAAUGUCACCCUGGGAAGUCGGGUGACCUCCCAUACCUUCACUGGUUUGACCCCAGGAACUCUGUACAGAGUAGAGAUGGUGGCCGAAUCGAUGGGGAUGCAAAGCAGUUCAGUGUUCAAGGAUGAUUACACAGUGCCUGCCACUGUGUCAAAUCUGCGGCUCCUGAACAAUGGCAGCCAGGACAGCUUGAGAGCCUCCUGGGAGUCGGCACCAGGCAGUGGGAAGUCAUAUAUGGUCAUCCUGUCCAGCCCUGGCCUGACAAAACAGAGACACAUCAUCAAUUUUACUAGUACAGAUUGGAUCUUCACUGGAUUGAUCCCUGGGAAAACCUAUUACGUGUCAGUUCAGACACAGGGCAAGUCCAGGUUGACCAAAGAGGUCAAAGCCAGUGGCCAAACAGUACCAGGGAAGGCUACUCGAUUGGUGAUGGAGAGGCUCAAUGACCAGAGGAGUCUGAGGCUCUCGUGGGCUCCCCCUAAAGGGGAGUGGGAGCGCUACCGUAUCCUGCUGCUUAACAGCUCGUCUGUGCUGGUGAACAGGACUGAAGGGAAGCCUGCACGGCAGUGUGUGUUCCCCAACCUUGUCCCAGGCAGGCUCUAUAAAGCUGCUGUCGCUGUGGAGAGUGGCCAGCUGUCCUCGACUGCGUUCACGGAAGCCAGGCUAGCACCAAGGCCUGUUCAGAAGCUGACUAUCCACCACAGUGACGAGACGUCCCUAGGGGCUCGGUGGAGCCCUCCUGUGGGAGAAUGGCAGAACUACACUGUACUGCUGAAGUUCCAGGACUCCGAGGUGGCUAGGAGGAUGCUCCAUGCCUCCCUGACAGAGUGCACCUUCAGUGGGUUGACCUCUGGGCGGCGGUACAGCAUUGUGGUGAUAACAAGGAGUGGAGACCUUAGCAACACUGCAUCAGUGACUGGACAAACAAUGCCUGCUGAGGUCACCAGCCUGCAGGUGAACAACGAGGGCCGCACUGACAGCCUUCUGACCAGCUGGGAGCGUGCGGCAGGAGAGAUCGACUCGUACCGCAUGCUGCUCAUCCACGACAGCAUCGUUAUCAAGAACGAGAGCGUGCCCGCGGACACCUCAUCCUACCACUUCCAGGUUCUCAAGCCGGGCGCCCUCUACAGGGUGGUUGUGACCACUGUCAGGAAUGGCCAGUCCUCCAGACAAACUAUUGCAGAAGGGCGCACAGUACCUGCUGCUGUCCAGAAGGUAACGGUCAGCAACAAUGGCCGAACCGACUUCCUCAGUGUGUCCUGGUCUCCAUCGCAAGGUGACGUUGAUAGCUACCUCGUCACCUUGAAGGACCGAGACCGAACGAUCCACUCGGCUGUGGUGUCCAAGUCGAGUCCCGAGUGUGUCUUCAAGUCGCUGGUGCCCGGGCGCCUCUACAACAUCUCCAUCACGUCACGCAGUGGCAAAUAUGAGAAUCACACCAUAGUGCAGGAACGCACACAACCCUCCGUUGUGCAGAUGCCAUCCGCCAUCCACGAUGCCCGUGACGACUACCUGAAAGUGUACUGGGGCCACGCUGCAGGGGACUUUGACUUCUACCAGGUGGGCAUCAAGCACAACAACAACCUCAUCCAGAACCAGACGGUGGCCAAGGGCCAGAACGAGUGCGUGUUCACUGGGCUUGAUCCUGGACGCCUCUACACCGUGAUCGUCAGCACCUGGAGUGGGAAAUAUGUGUCCAGUGCGGCCACGGAUGGGAGAACAUUCCCUGCGGUGGUAAGGUCUCUGACGUUAGCCGGCCAGGGCACCGAGGAGCUGCGUGUGACCUGGGAUCCGGCACCUGGCGACGUGGACCACUAUGAGGUCCAGCUGCUCUUCAAUGACAUCAGGGUGUUCCCCCCCACCACGCUCAGCAGCACCACGGCCGAGUGUCUCCUCUCCUCCCUCACACCUGGUCGCCUAUAUAAGAUUGUGGUGUCCACCUUCAGUGGUCCCAACCAGAAAGCCAAGUUCAUUGAAGGCAGGACAGUGCCCAGUAAAGUUAAGAGCAUCCACAUCAGUAACGAGGGCCAGGGCACGAGCCUGAAGAUCAACUGGACGCCGGGGCAGGGUGAUGUGGACAGCUAUAAUGUGUCUCUGUGGGGCCCUGGCCGGCAGCCGGACACCAGGGCCCUGCCCAAGCAUGUCAAUCAGCUCAGCUUCCAUGACCUGCAGCCGGGCCAGAAGUACUCCAUCACCGUCCAGUCCAUCAGCGGCUCUUUGCUCAACAACAGCACGGCCACCGGGCGGACCAUCCCACCCUCUGUUACAGCCCUGCAGGUGGAUAACAAGCACACCACGGGCAGCUUGCUGGUGUCGUGGCAGGCCGGAUGGGGCGUGUUUGACGGCUACAGCCUGCAGCUGCUGGACGAGAGGGGCUCGCUGGUCACAGUCAGCUCAGAGGGCGCCGGCUCCACGCAGCACCGCUUCGACCGCCUCACCCCGGGGAAGAAGUACCGCGUGCUGGUGCAGACGCUCAGCGGCGGCAUCCCCAGCAAGGGGGUGUCAGCCGAGGGAAGAACCCGUCCUGCAGCGGUCAACGACCUGUUCAUCAAGGCCAACAGUACCAGUAGCCUGUCGUUCCACUGGUCUCCACCAGAGGGUGACUUUGAUGGCUAUGACAUCUACCUGUAUAGCAGUGAUGAGGUGCUGCAUGACCGCAAGAAUGGCGAGGCCAAGACACUGGAGUGCUCCUUCCAGAACCUCAGGCCAGGGGCACUUUACAAGAUGGUGGUCCUGACCAAGAGUGGAGACCAGAAAAAUGACUCCUCUAUCUGGGCCAGGACAGUCCCUGCUGCCGUGACGUCCCUGCAGGCGGGCAGUGGGAACCAGACGCAGAGCCUUUGGCUGGUCUGGGAACGGGCAGCUGGGGAGUUCAGCGGCUACGUGCUGUCUAUUUACAACCCCGACGGCUCCCAGCAUGCCGAGCAGCAGCUGCCGCCUGAGAGCCGCGAGCACACCUUCCCGGCACUGGUGCCCGGGCGCCUGUACGUCGUCGUCAUGCUCACCCGCAGCGGAGAGCUCACAAACCGGGCAUCCACGGAGGGCAGGACAGCACCCAUGUCUCCAACCUCAUUCACCUUUGGAGGCAUCACCAACACCUCCCUGGAGAUCACCUGGAGCGGACCAGUCAACACGGACUACGAUGACUUUGACCUGCAGUGGACUCCCAAGGACCACCUGUCAGUGUUCAACCCCUACCACACGCGCACGUCCGGCAGCCGCAUCUUGAAGGGCCUGUAUCCUGGUCGCCUCUACACCUUUAGCCUACGCACGGUCAGCGGGUCUGGGACGGGGCAGACCACAUACAGCGCGCCCAUCUACAAGAACAUCAGAACCAAGCCCCAGCGGAUUCAGAGCCUGCACUGCCGUCCCCAGAACUCCAUGGCCAUCUCCUGCUCCUGGAGCCCUCCGGAGGCCGACUUCGAUUCCUACACCAUCGAGUGCCUGCGGCAGGACUCGCGCCGACUGGUCUACUCACGCCGCACCAGCCGCGACAGCACCGUCUACCACAUCACUCAGCUGGAGCCGCACAAGCGCUACAUUGUCUCCAUCAAGGCCAUCUCCGACAGCAUGACCAGCGAGGCGGCAGAGGAGAGUGUGAUCACCAUGAUUGACCGGCCUCCCGUUCCCCCACGCACCACCCGAGUCAGUGAGAGGGCGACCCACGUCACAAAGUCCACCAUCUUCUUCAAGUUCAACUGCAGCUGGUUCAGUGAUGUCAAUGGAGCUGUGAAGUUCUUCACUAUCGUUGUGACUGAGUCUGAUGACAAUGAAUCUGUGCAGCCUUGGCAGCAACACCCGCUGCCCUCUUACAAGGAGUACAGGUUCAACAGCUCUGUAAAGACCUACCAGACCACAUACUUCACCAGCAACUGCUCCGAGGGCCCGGACAGUCCCCAGGACUUUGAGAUGAAACUGGGCUCAGGGAUGAAGAGCCUUGGAGGGAGCUGCUCCCCUGAGCAGGAUAUAAAUGCCUUCUGUGAUGGACCACUCAAACCAAAGACUGCAUACAGACUCAGCGUGCGAGCUUUCACUCAGCUCUUCGAUGAGUCUUCCCCUCCACUCUACACAGACACCUAUCUCUCACUGCCAGUUGUAACAGAAGCAGAGCCUCUCAGUGGAGUCAUUGAGGGUGUGAGCGCUGGGUUGUUCCUCAUUGCCACCAUGAUCGGUGUGGCAGCUCUGCUCAUAUGCAGGCAGAAGGCCCGCAAAGUGAGUGUACAGGAGCCAGUGGUGAGGAUGAGCAUGAGGAGAGAGCGCCCAGCCUCAGGAACACACGUAGCCAACCGAGGGAAUCGACGCAUUUCAAGCCCAAUCAAAAUCUUGCACUUUGAGUCCCAUCUUGUCAAGUUACAAGCGGACUCCAAUUACCUGCUCUCCGAAGAAUUUGAGGAUCUGAAAGACGUUGGCCGUAACCAGCCAAUGGACACAGCAUUACUGCCUGAAAACAGAGGGAAAAACAGAUACAAUAACAUUCUGCCCUAUGACUCAACAAGGGUGAAGCUCUCCUAUGUGGAUGAUGACCCCUGUUCUGAUUACAUCAAUGCCAGCUACAUUCCUGGCAAUAACUUCAGACGUGAGUAUAUUGCCACCCAGGGACCAUUGCCUGGCACCAAGGAUGACUUCUGGAAGAUGGUGUGGGAACAUAAUGUGCACAAUGUUGUCAUGGUGACACAAUGUGUUGAGAAAGGAAGGGUAAAGUGUGACCAUUACUGGCCCUUUGACCAGGAUGCUCUCUAUUAUGGAGAUCUUAUCAUUCAGAUGCUGUCAGAAUCAGUACUUCCUGAAUGGACAAUCCGAGAGUUUAAGAUAUGCAGCGAGGAUCAGCUGAACUUCACCAGGGUGGUCCGACAGUUUCAUUACACCGUUUGGCCAGACCACGGUGUCCCGGAAACCACACAGUCCCUCAUUCAGUUUGUGAGAACGGUCCGAGAUUACAUCAACAGGACCCCAGGCUCCGGAGCCACAGUGGUCCACUGCAGUGCUGGGGUGGGCCGCACUGGAACCUUCAUUGCUCUGGACAGGCUUCUGCAGCAGCUGGACUCCAAAGACUCUGUGGACCUCUAUGGAGCGGUGUUUGACCUGAGGGUACACCGCUCUCACAUGGUGCAGACAGAGUGUCAGUAUGCAUACCUCCACCAGUGUUUGCGGGAUGUGCUUCGGGCUCGUAAGCUGAGGAACGAACAGGAGAACCCUUUGUACCCCAUUUAUGAGAACGUGAAUCCAGACUACCACUGUGGAACAGAUAAGGUGUACGCCAGACGCUAAUGAUUGUAUACACUACUGACAAGGAAGAAGAGGAAGAGGAAGAUGAAGAGUAGGCAAAUCACAUGCACAUUUAUGGAAAGCACUAAAAGGCUAUAUUGCAAUUCUAUUUUUAUACUAUAUAUGAUUGUUGUAAGCAGCAUUAAUUAUGAAGGCAAUUUAUGAAUAUUUAAGUGUAACACAUCUUUGUAUAUACUUGCUUUCCUAAAAUGUAUAUAGACAUGUAUCAGUUUCUAUUGCACAAAUAUUUGUGAUACUAUGGGAGUAAUUACACAUUGUAGAGACUUUUAUACUGAUAUAAAUUUGAAGGUGACUACAUCUGAAUGAUCUAAUAAUGAUAGACUGGCAUGAAAAGGAUUUUGUCGUCUACUUCAAAAUGACAAAUUUGUCAAUACUAAUGUCUGUUAUGUUAUCUUGAUGACAGUGACAAGGGUGCUAAAAAGUUGAAAUUCUCCAUGUCAUUUAUCAUAUGUCAUCUUAUUCAGGGUUUAUUCAGGGAUCUAUUUGGCAAUUUUGAUGGAGAAAGUCAAUCUCUGACAGCAUACAUUUUCUACCAACUGAUGACUUUGGUAUGCUUUAGUGAAUGAAAGAUUGGAGCCAUGAUUGCACGUUAUACUAUUGUCGUUUAACAACUAAUUAUUGAAUUAUUUAACUCUUCAUUAAAUCUUUUUAUAUAUUCUAUUUACAUAUGUAUGUAUAUUUAUGUCAUCAUGUUACAUAACCUGGCUAGACUGAUGCUUAUUCAUUAAAAGUCCAUUUAUUUUUCAUUACAGGCUAUGUAAAUAUUGUAUAUGACACAACAGAUGUUUUGUAUCAAAGUGUAAUACCAACAGUGUAAGGUUGUUACUGAGAAUGUAUUUUUAUUAUAAAUAAACACUCUGUGUAUUCUUUAAAA
Messenger RNA from Alosa sapidissima (American shad), 8842 nucleotides. RefSeq names its product receptor-type tyrosine-protein phosphatase beta-like. The record is from RefSeq and is a predicted model, not a curated record. Gene Ontology annotation, biological process: angiogenesis; protein dephosphorylation. The coding region runs from base 82 to 7950 and encodes 2622 amino acids. Gene Ontology annotation, molecular function: protein tyrosine phosphatase activity; cadherin binding. NCBI's taxonomy places the organism in Eukaryota, Metazoa, Chordata, Actinopteri, Clupeiformes, Clupeidae. The transcript is spliced from 35 exons.